Paramecium pentaurelia is the source of this 4783-nucleotide messenger RNA. Lineage: Eukaryota; Ciliophora; Oligohymenophorea; Peniculida; Parameciidae. The record is from the annotation of a GenBank genome assembly.
AUGAAUACAUAAGAAAGAUUAGAUUAAAUAUCAGGGCAAGUAGAUUCUUUAAGUAGGAAAUACGGUGAGAGAAGUAUAUCCCCUAGUCAAGAUUCUUAAAGAAGAAAUAGUAACUAUUCAAUUAUAUAUAAAAGAGCGUCAAAUCAAAAGUGGUGGUCAAUCUCUUAAAUCAUUCAAUUUGAAACCUCAAUCACAAAACUUUCUAAAAACAUCCAAAGAAACAUCUGGAGGAGGAUUCUAUUAGAGAUCUUAAAUAAUGGGUACUUCAUUUCCUUAAAUACGUACAAGAGAUAAAUAGAAGUAGUAUUUGUAAAUAAUUAAAGUAAUGAAUCAAAAUAAGUGAAUGCUAAGAAAGAAGAAAGUCUUAGUUUGGUUUAAUUAGAUUCAAUAAUAGGGAUUAAAUCUCUAUUAGGACCCAAUCAUCAUUGUCACUUUGAAAUAUAAGUUAAACAUCUUAUUUCUAAAUUGGUAAGAUAUGUUUAUUUAACAAUUUAAGGAAGCCAGUGAAUAAUUAACAAUAAAAGCUAAGGAUGAAUUGGAGAAUGUUAUUUGGAUGGUUAAGAAUUAUAAUAGUGAAGGUUUGAUAUCAAAAUUAUUAUCUUUAUAAUAAUUAAAAAAUGAAUUAGAGAAGGAUUAAUUAUAAAUGAGAGAGGAAAUAGAAAUGUUAGGAAUGUAAAGAGAUGAUUGGUAAUCUAAAUAUUAGGAAAUAUAUGAAAAAUUAUUAAAAAUGUAAGGUAUUGAAAAUGAUCUUCAUGAUGCAUUACAUAAAUUAUAAAUGUCAAAUGAAUCAUUAGAAUAAAUAAAUAGAAGAUUAAGAGAGAAAUAAUUAGAAGUAUAAGAUUGGUAAAGAAAAUGUAAUACACAUGAUGAAUAAUUUAAAAUUAGAAUUACUAAAUUGGAAGAAACAUUGAAAGAAAAAGAAACAUAAAUUUAAUAAUUAUAAAAGAAAUUAUAACGAUUAGAUAGUGAAAGUGCAUUUUUAUAAUAAGAGAUGAGAAAUAAAACAGAAAAAUUAGAAGAAGAAUAAAGAAGAUCAAAAUAAUUACAUGCUGAAUUAUUAGAUACUAGAGUUAAUAAAGUAUAAAAUUUAUAAGAUGAAAUUGCAAAAUAAAAGAAAGUAAUUUAAUAAAGAGUAGAAGAAAUAGAAGAAUAAGAAAAAAAAAAUAAAUUAUUAAAUGUAAAUUAUUAUUAAUAUUAUUAUUAUAGAAUAAACUUAAUUUAUUAGAAACUUAAUUAAAGAAUUUUGAUGAUGUAGCUAGAUAAGAAAAAGAAGAAUUAGAAAAAGGAUGGUAAAAGAAAUAUAAAGAAUUAGAAAAAUAAAGUGUUUAAUAUAAAAGAGAUUUGAAUUAAUUAGAAAUACAAUUAUAAUAAGUUGAUUUAUUAGUUUAAUAGAAAGAACAUGAAGUAGAAUAGGCAGUAGCUAAAAUAAAAGAAUUAUCAGAAUUAAAUGAAAGAUAGUUAUAAACUUUAUAAGCAAAUUCUAUUGAAAUACUUAGAUUGAAUUAGGAAGUUUAAGAAAAAGAUUAAGAUUUAGAAUAUGCAGAAUAAUAAAAUGAAGAAAUAUCUAAAGAACGUACUUAGUUAAUGGAUAAAAUUGGUGAAUAAAAUAAUGAAAUAUCUGAUCUUAAAUAAUAAGCAUUUUAAAUGAAAAAAGAAUUGGAAGGUUUAAAAUGGGAAAAAUAAGAUUAAGAUAGAAAAUUGGAUAGAUUAAAUGAAUAAAUUGCAUAAGCUAAUUAAAGUUCAGAUUAAUUUAGAUAAUAAUUAGAUGAAGAAAUUAAAAAAACAUUUUCAUUAUAUUCUGAAAUUAAUAAAUUAAAAUAAGAUAUUGAAGAUUUAAAAAUCUAACAUUAAAAGGAAAUCUAAUAAUAAUAGAAGAUUAUUGAAGGUAAAGAUGAAGAAAUAAAGAAAUUGCAUGAUAAAUUAUAAGAAUUUUAAGAUUAAGAUAAAGAUUUAUCUGAUAAAUUAAAAAAGUUAAUGAAUGAUAAUGAAAAUUAUUCAAAAUAAAUUUAAUAAUUGUAGAAUGAAAAAUUAGAAUUGGAAUAAUAAAUUUAAGAAUUAAAGAAAAUAAUUUCUUAAUAUGAAUAAUAAAUUAUUGAAUUUUAAAAGGAGAAAUAAUAAUUAUUAUAAAAAAUAGAAGAUAUUUAAAAUGAUAAAACUGAAGUUUAAUUAUUAAAUACUGAAAUUGAAAAAUUAAAAUUAGAUUUAGAAUCAAAAAAAAACUAUGAUGAAUUAAAAGAUAUAGCUAGUUAAAUUAAUACAGUUUAUGAAGAAAAAGUUUAAUUAGAAAAAUAAAACAAUGAAUUACAAAUUUAAUUAAAUAAAACAAUUGAAGAACUUAAAGAAUGGAAAGAUAAAUUUGCUAAAUUAGAAAUGGAUAAGAAACAUAAUGACACUUAAUAUAAUUAAUUUAAAGAAAGAUCAGAAUAAUAAUAAGAUAUAUAUUUAACAUAAAUCAAAGGAUUGGAAAAAAAGAAUCUUUAACUUGAUGAGGAAUUAUAAAAAUGUUUAGACAAAAUAGAAAUUUUAGAAGAAGCUCUUUAGAAUUAAAGUAAAGACAUUAAAAUAAUUCCAAAAUAAGCUUAAAUUCCAUUACAUAGAAAUAAUACAUUUUAACAAAUCUUUGUUGAAGAUAAGGUAUUUUCUAAAGAUUCUACAAAUGAAGAAAUAUAAUUGAAAUUUUCAGAUAUUGAUUUUAGUAGAUCUAAAGGACAUCUUACAAUAUGUUUUUGGGUUAAAAUUGAUAGAACUAAUUCUAAAGAAAUGCUUCCUAUAUUAAAAAUUAGUACUGAAAAUAAAAAACUUUUAGAAAUGGGUGUUUAUUUAGAUAGCAAAUAAGUAUAUAGUACAUUUAUUCCUAAUAAUCAUCCAAAAAAUACUAAAUAAUAAAAUCCAUUAACAGUUACAUCUUAAUUACCAAUAAAAUUAGGAGAAUUUUAAUUAUUAGCACUUAUUUUAAAUGAAUCUGGUUAAUAUAUGGAUAUGGGUUUAUGUUUAAAUGGAGUUAGAGAUGAUUAAGUUUCAAUUUCAACAUCAUUAAUUUUCCCAGAAGCUUAAUUAUCAUUUGGAAAAUACACAACUCAUCAUUUAGUAUUAAAAGAUUGUUUAGUAAUUACAGAGAAUUUAUAAAGAAUCAAUAUAUUUAAAGAAGUAUAUUAGACAUUUUAAUAAAAAUAUAAUGGAGUUAAGAAAAUGAGUAGAAGAUAUGGAUAGAAGAAAGAAAAUAUAUCUUAUUUAUCUGCAGGAGAUUUAAUAUUCUUUUUAAUUUAACAACAUGAAUAAUCUCCUCCAAAAUCAGGAAGUAGAUCUAAAUCUCCUCCUCCAACAUAAGCAGUAAUUAUUAAUAAUAGAACUAUUCCAGCUGGAUUAGUUAAUUAAUAUGAGUUAGCAAAUACUUAAACAAAAACUGAAGAAACUAAACCGGAAGAAAUUUAAGAGUAACCUUAAUGGAGUAGAAAAUAUUCAGUAGAUAAACUCAAAAAGUUUUUAUAUACUAAUUUCAAUUAUAAAAGAUUAUUAAGUCCAUUUAUUGAAAAUUAUGAUUAUAUUAGUUUAGGAUUAUAAUUAUUAUAACCACCAAGAAAUGAUGAAUAACCUCCUACUAAAUUUCAUAAAAUAAUCAAACCUAAAAUUUAAUUAUCUCCAUAUUAUAUGAUGCCUUAUAAACAAUUUCUUAAAUAUAUAUAAUUUGUAGGAUUAUUAAGAGUAACAUUUGAAGAAUUACAUGAUUUAUGUGAAUUAAUGGAAGUCAUCUAUACAAGUGAUAAAGAACAAUAUAUUCAUUAUGAUCACUUUCUGAUUGUUUUAAGAGAAUGUAUUAUGCCUAGAGGUGAUUUAAAGAAGAGGAAAGAUUAAGAAAAAGGUGAACCAUAACCACCAUAAAUAAUUGAAUCAUAUAGAUAUACUUAUAAAGAAAUAAUCAUAAAAUCAACAGGUACAGAAGAAUAAGAAGUUGAAUUAUCAAAUGCUGUUGAAAUUACAGAAAUUUCAAUAAUAAAAAAUGAAUAAGAAAUUCAAUUAGAAGUCAAAUAAAAAAAUGAAUCUGUAUAAACCUUCCCUCUUGAAUAUUUACCAGCAGCAUUUGUAGGUACAUUAAAUUUAAGCAAUUAAAGAAAGAUAAGUUUUAUUUUUUCUAAUGAUUCAUAAAUAAAUGAAAUCAAAACAGAGACAAAUUCUUUAUUAUUGAGUGAAUAAAGUGAAAUAACAUUAAGUCAUGAAGUAGAAUUAUAAGAAAAUGAAAAAAUAGUCAAAUUUAAUAUAUAAGAUAAAUAAAUAAGAAUUGUGAUAUAAACUUCUAAGAAAAUACUUGAAGAAAUUCCUGUAAUAAUAUUAUUAUUAAUUAUAUUAGCCACUUGAAAUGGAUCCAGAAACAGAAUUGGAAACUUUGAGUUUACCUUAAGUUCCUGAUAGUUGGAAUCUAGGCAAAUUCUAUAUCAAUAUUACAAGAUGUUAAAAUUGUGAUAAACAUCAAUAAACAACUAGACAUUAAGAGAAAGAUUUUAUUGAAAAAACAGAAUAUGUAACAAAUCUUCUCAAAGAAUUAUUUCCUAAUGUUGAAAUCAUUGAAAAUGAAGAUAAGACUGAUAAAUUAGAAAACUUUGAGGUUUAUAUUAAAAAUGCUAUUGGUCCUGAAAAGAUUAUGCUUCUUUAAAAAUAAGAGAAUAUGAAUAAGUUUAAAGAUCAUUUUAAUGAUAAAUUGCCAAAUCUAUUUGAAAAACUAAUUCGUAUCAUUAAUUAUCAUAGUACAACAGAGAAGUUAGGAUUAGAAUAAGAAAAGUUUAAAUGA